Molecule: messenger RNA, 2643 nt
Organism: Gasterosteus aculeatus aculeatus (three-spined stickleback)
Lineage: Eukaryota; Metazoa; Chordata; Actinopteri; Perciformes; Gasterosteidae
Source: RefSeq, a predicted model, not a curated record
UGACCAGAGUUAAAUUUCUGGUGUUGAUAAAGAUAGAGUCAAUCGAACUCUAUUUGGAAUUGAUUUAAAUCUGUAUGUUGUUAAAUCUGUUUGAUUUCACACUGCACCACAAAAGAGUUGGUGUCAAAAUGGAGUGUUAUUACUGUUAUUGUGAAACCAACUCUAUGGGUCGUCAGUCUCUCAGCUCGGGUGUAAGGAGUGACUACCCUCUGGCAUCGCGCGAACAAUAAUCUCGUGAGAGCAACAAUCUGGCGGGAUUCAAGUAAUUUACCUGCACAACUCAACUGGAACGCAACGAGCAGCACAACGUUUUCGAGGACAGUUUGUUCAAAAUUGAAGAAAACGUGUUGCAUUGUGUCGGUAAGUAACAGUUAAUUAGAUAACCUAAUGAGUGCUAUUAUUAUAUACAGAUGGACAUAUAUUUAGACAUUAGUAAUAUAUUUAUAGCCGCUGUAAUGUAGGUUAACUGUUAUGCUGCCGCCUUUACUCCAGCCAGGCUAAUGUCAGCUAGCUAGCAACCGUAACCUACGCCCAGAGCGGACAAACUACUGUAGGCUACGGUAACUGGCAAGCUAACGUUGGCAAGCUAACGUUAGCAAGAGUUUGUUUCUUCUACUUUCACACGUUUUCUGAUUACUGGUCUAUUGAGUCUGACUGUGAGCAAAAUAGAAUUCCUGUUGAGUGUUUAAAGUUUGGCAAUGUAACGUUAAGUUACGUGACGGUACUUUAGUAAUGCCAACAUUCUUUCAAAUAAAUAAAUGCUAGUUAGCUGGCUAGCUGAGAGCCAGAACCGGUUCUCACGUCUUAGCUGCAUGGAAGCAAAUAUUCUCAUACAAGGACUGGGUAUAUGUAUAUCUAAAUUACAUUUUGAUUAUCAGAAGUGUGGGUAGUUAAUAUGAAGUUACUAUCGGAAAGUUAAUCGGAAGGACUCCUUUCUCAAAUACGUUUUACUGUUUUUAUAAUUACUCAACGCCGCAGGGCUCAAGUUUUGAAGGGGGGGGGCUGAACGCUACGGCUGACCGGGCGUGGACACUACGUGCAGCGGUUACGGUUACAGACACCGUCGGGAAGGUUGGAGGGGAGCCAGCGCGGACUUUUUUUUCAGCGUGAGAAAUACGAUGUGUGGGUAACACUUGAGAGCCCUGACGCCACCAGUUACAGCGCACGGAAAGCUCUUCACAGUCGAAUGCAUUUAUUCCAUGCUAAAUGCAUUAAAUCGACAUUGACAAGAGCGCAAGUGCAUAGAAACUGCAGUUUGACUAACGUUAGGCAGAAUUACACGUUAAAGCUCUGCAGCUCUGCUUCGUGCUGAGGUUAGCUAAACUGUUCUUUUCUGCUUGUAUUUUAUGAUAAUGCCUAAAACAAGCGCACGUGGGUCUUUUUAUUUUACCGACUGACUCAGCUAAAGAGCUGCUGGACAAGUGGAAAUUUAAUCGGCUUUGAUCAAAGACUACUAUUUCUGUGCUAAUUCAUGUUGUUUUCAUGUGCUAAAAACUCUUGUUUUAGAGAGGCAUGACUGACUCCUAUUUGGACUUGUUUUAAUCUGUUUUAUUCUUUAUCAUUUUACAGGAAAUGUUGGCUAAAGUGGAGAUUGGAGGGGUCCUAAAAUACGUGAAAAUUCCAGAGACUGAUGGAUUUUUUCAAUUUGAUAUGUUCCUUCAAGAAGUGAACGACGAGUUUAGUCUGCAGCCAGACAGCUUGAGUGAGGGCCAGUUCACCGUCACAGAUAUGUCAGGAACAGAGGUGGAUGGAGAUAUCUUUGAUGAGCUUGUCAAGUCGGGUGUCCUGACCUUCAAGGUCCCUUUACCAGUAAUGGAUCUGGAUGUUGAGCUGGUUGCAGAUCAAGCAUCCUCCUCCGUAUUGACAUCGCUGUCCCCAACUUCAUCCCAUUCAUCCUUGGUAGUGGCACAGACUGCACUAUCCCCAGCUUUAUCCCAUUCAUCUGAUUCCACCGUUAUUCUGGAGUCCACAAGAAAAAGGAGGAACCCAACAGGGUUAAUGGACCAGAAUGAAGCAAAACAGAUGGUUGAGGGUGUUCUGAGGGCCAAUCCAAAGGAUGAAGAAGUCUUCAAUGAGUAUGAAAAGACUAAAAUACUAACUGAUGCAACCCGUAAACAAAUGGUGAACAUCCUGGUUGCAGAUAUGAUAGAGCUACAUGGGAGGGUUCCACCGUCAAGUGUAAGGACCAAUUAUGCACUGGGAAUUGUGACUCUUUUUCCAUACCUCCGUGAUCCAUUCUCCAAACUUGGAUAUGAACACUACUAUGAUCCUGAGGGUAAUACUGGCUUAAUUUCAUGGAGGAUCAAGACGGUUCAACGCAACACCUUUGCUGGCUUGCGGGGUCGUUCCAAGACCGUUCUUCAGGAUGGUCCAAAAACCAGGCGAGAAUCUCUGUCAACCUGCCAACAGCUAUUUGGUGAGGAGUGCAGGGAGGCGAUAUCUACAAUAAGACAUUCCAGCAAUGAAUCUGUGGUCAAAGAGAAGAUGAGAGCGACCUUCCAGUAUCGACAGAAGAUGGUUGGGGAUGAUGCAUCAUCUUCAGUCCUGGAUGUGUUCCCUCGUUUUCUUGAUGUACCUGGAUUGAUCGACCAGGAUUUCUCAAUGAUGUUUGGUGACGAAGUGGUCUCAGAAGUUCCUGUCUAG